Molecule: messenger RNA, 3030 nt
Organism: Grosmannia clavigera kw1407
Lineage: Eukaryota; Fungi; Ascomycota; Sordariomycetes; Ophiostomatales; Ophiostomataceae
Product: anaphase-promoting complex subunit
Exons: 2
Coding region: 1-3030 (1009 amino acids)
Biological process (GO): ubiquitin-dependent protein catabolic process
Cellular component (GO): anaphase-promoting complex
Molecular function (GO): ubiquitin protein ligase binding
Source: RefSeq, a predicted model, not a curated record
AUGGCCGACGUGAAGUGGAACUAUGAUACUCUGGAUGAAGCUCUGAGCGCACACGGCGGUCAUCUUCUUGAGGAGCUGCCGCUGCCACUGUCGGACUGGGAGGCCCAGAAGUGGCGCAUCUUCAGAUCAGUUUUCCGGACAGAUGCCUUGCAGCCGACGCCGGAUGUGACGCCGCUCGCUGGCUCUGUAGCGGCCGCGGCCGUUUCGUCACGGACACAGGAAAACGACGACCUGAUCCUGUCCGACGUGGGCGGUACUGCAGACGAUGACCAGGCCAGCUUCGACCGCGCCUGGCAAGUCGUUUCAGCGCGCAUUGCCCUGCCUCUGGGUGCAGCCAUGGAAGACUCGUUUGGCACGCUGGCGCCCGAAUCACAGCCGGAGUCGCCGGGCACGGCCGCGGCCGAGGACCACUUCCGUCAGGCACUGCGCCUCGUUCUGCACGCUGACACGCUGCUCCCGCGUGCCACCCAGACGCAGGACCUGCUCUCCUGGCACACGCAGCAGGUCCACCGCCACUAUGCGCAGCAUGUGUUGCCCCUGCUGUCUGCCUGCACCGAGAGUGAGCUGUCGGGCAGACAGGAUGACGGCAGCGGCAGCGGGGACCACUACUACGACGACCACAUGGCCGUUGUGCAGCACAGCGUCCGCACCCUCGAGGCUGCCUCUCGACUGUACUUUUACGGCCUGAUGCUGAUUGUCCGUGGCCUUGCAUCUGAUUCCGGCGACGACAGUGACAACAACAAGAAAAACAACACCGACAUGGUCAUUUCCCGGUUCCGACAGGAUGUCCACGCCCUCGUGGCCAACUCAGCCCCACAAGGCUUGAUGGUCUCGAUUCGCAUCAUCAUGACGCGCAUCACGGGCGCUCUUCUCGGUGUGAGCUCGAGUCCGGAGCGAUCUGCAGACAGCACAGUCAGCAAGUCGACGAGCUGGCGCGGGCAUAUGGCUGGCUCGCUACCCCAGCCUAAGCCGCCGGCAGAAGAUGACACGGAGGUCCGGACGCUGCGCCAGCGGAUGCACGAGAUGCUCGCCUCGCUGCACGACGUCGGCCUGGCUGGCCGGAGCUUCCAGAUCCUCUUUGCUGAGACCAUGGACUGCCACAUGAUCAGCUUUAUCGGCCAGUCGUUUGCCGGGCGCUGGACUGACCCAACGGCCGAUGCUGAUGCUGCUGUCACCACGGAAAAGGAUGCGGCCAUACGACGAAGGUCCCGCCUCUCGCGAGCCGGCGGGCCUCCGUCGACAAACAUUGCCACGCUGCACGACUGGAUCGAGAAGCACUUUGCUCGGCUGGCACACGAGGUCCUCGACCGUGUCGGUCGCGACCAGCGCGACACCGUCUCGCUCUCCGAUGUGGCCAAGUGGAAGGAGGUCGCGCUGGGCCGGCUCUCUGCGCUGCGUAUGGCGGAACUCUUUGACAUUGUGCUGCACUGGCCGCACAGCAGAGGCGGCCUGGUGGAUCUGCGCGUCACCGUGACCACGCCGCAGCGACGGUCGCAGCUCAUCGUUGCCUUUACGGCCUCGCUGCGCAAACAGCUCCUCAUCCCGGCCUGCUCGACGUUGGAAAUCCUACAGACCUACAUUGCCAUGAUCCGGACCUUUCACGCUCUCGACCCGUCCAACGUGCUGCUGAGCUCUGUCGUCGGCCAGCUGCAGAUGUACAUCUGCCAGAGGGAUGACGCGGUGCGCAUCGUGGUCGACGGCCUGCUGGCCGAACCUGACGAGGAUGUGGCCACGACUGCUACGGUUGCCGAGCGAGUUGCUGCAGCUACGGCCACUGGCACGACCAGCGGAAAGCUGGUCGAGCUGGCCUCCAUCCUGAACGACCCUUCACAGCAGCGCCGACGACACAUUGACGAGGAGGAGCUGGACUGGGACGACAUGGACUGGGUGCCUGAUCCCAUCGAUGCCGGGACCAACUACCGGCGGCCCAAGUCGGAGGACGUCAUCGGCACGCUGAUCAACGCCCUCGGCUCUAGAGAGGCCUUCACCAAAGAGUUCCAGAACAUCAUCGCCGAGCGCCUGCUCUCGUCGCAGGCCGUCUUUGCCAAGGAGGUCAAGGUGCUCAACCUGCUCAAGAAACGGUUCGGCGAGGGCUCCAUGCAGAACUGCGAGGUCAUGAUCCGUGACAUCCAGGACUCGAACCGGCUCGACGCCCUCAUACACCAGCUGCUGCGACAACAGGACCAUAGCCAGGGUCAAAACCCGCUGUUGAGCCCUUGGUCACGCCAGCAGCAGAAACAGCAGCAUGACGAAGAUGUUCAGUACCAGGCCAAGAUCCUCUCGAGGCUCUACUGGCCAGGCCUCGACCGGGAACACUUUUUGCUGCCGAGACCGGUGGCCGAUAUGCAGAAACGCUACGAGUCCGGCUACGAGACGCGAAAGUCCAGCCGUAAGCUGGCAUGGCUGAACCAGCUGGGUCGAGCCAGCGUCGAGCUCGAACUGGCCGACCGCACCGUUUCUGUCGAGUGCAAGACAUACGAGGCCACGGUGAUCUACGCAUUCCAGCAAGAGCCCACGAGCGACAGCCUGCCGGCGACACCGGUGCGGCGAUCCGUCUCAGAGCUCGUCGACAUGCUGCAGGCAGACGAGGACCUGGUCGAGACGGCACUGGCAUUCUGGCAACAGCAGGGAGUGCUGCGACACGACGCCGGCGGUGGCAGCAGCGGCCGUCCAGACACAUAUGUUGUGGUAGAGCGCCUCGGCCAGGAUGAGGAGGAAGAGGAGGAAGAAGCGGCAGCGGCGACGAUGGGCUUUGCAUCGGCCCCGACAACCGACGCUGACAACAGCAGCAGCAGCCGCCAGGCGCGGGCAGACGACGCACAGCGCACAGUAUACUGGCAAUUUAUCGUGGGAAUGCUGACCAACAGCGCGGCGUCGAUGCCUCUGGCCCAGAUCGCCAUGAUGAUGAAGAUGCUGAUGGCUGAAGGCUUCCCGUGGAGCAACGAGGAACUUCUGGAGUUUCUGGGCGAGAAGGUCAUGGACGGCGAGCUCGAGGUCAUUGGAGGCAAAUAUCGGCUGGUCAAGAAAUAG